UGCACGCGCCACGCAUUCUUCCGUGUAGAAGCAAGUGAAGAAGUGGAAUAAGUGAAUGAAUGAGGUAUGAGCAACCGUCUAAUAGAACCAUGUUCGACAAACAUGUGAGCAAAUGGUAUUUAUCUUGAAUAUAAAUUAUAUAAUGACGCAUAGCUGUAGCGCAGGAUUCACAGUGCCUUAAAUUCUCUCCAGAGUCCAGGGACGUCCAAAUAUACAAAAAACUAAAACUUAAGUCAUCUGCCACAAAAAAGGGACGGGAGUUUUUGUUCGAUUUUUCCUGCUGAGAUUCUCUGUCUCUUUAACACCUAUGGAGCUGCUCGGCGUCAUGGUCUCAGAUGAAUAUCCUCAUUAAUGUGCUAUCAGCUGAGUUCUAUUUUUCAUCUCGGAGGAUGCGUAACUAUGGCUUUAUUCAACGAAGUUAUCACUCUGCCGUUAAACAGGAGGAAGAGAACGUAUCUGAAGAAGCUGGCAGUGUUUACGACGAUCUGGCUAGUGAUCGCUUUGUACACGGGCCGUGGAGGCCUCAUACACGUGCGAAAUGACGGACCUAGGCACAUACACGUGGGAGUCGGGCCAAGCCACAGCGACGAGGCAGAAGGACACUCGGGAGCGUCUUCCGGAGCCUGGGAAUCGAGGCUCAAAGGGCCUCUGGAGGCCGACGAUCCGCGAGUCGUCCAGUUUCUUCGAGACCGCCAUCUCCAAGCUCCUGGCUCCAGACCUUACAACCUCGACGCCUACCAGAAUAGGCUGCGAUACGAGAGCAUGGAUUCGUGGAGAUUUCUGCAUAAGGCAAUACUCGAGCUUUUCAAGGACAGCCCUCCUGGAUUCUUCAUUGAAGCAGGAGCCCUGGACGGACAGUAUCUUUCUAACACGUUGCACCUGGAGAAGGAAUAUGGCUGGACUGGGUUACUGAUUGAACCCAACCCCAGUUCUUACAACGAAUUGCUGAAGAAGAACCGCCACUGCUGGUCCUCCAACACUUGUUUUGCCCUAACACCCUACCCAAAGGAGAUGGUUCUGGAGAUGGUGGACACCAGGGAACAGGCAGCGACGUCACAGGCGAUGUGGGUCAUUCGAGGCGGCAGUUUCCUGCAGGAGGGAGCCCGAACGGCCCAGAAGUAUCAGGCAAAGACGCAUCUCAGCACCUACGCGGUCGUCCAGUGCUUCCCUUUCUUAACGUACUGGAAAGCUCUGAAUCUUACGAGGGUUAGUCGACCUCUCUCCCUGGACGUGGAAGGAGCCGAGGAACAGAUCCUGAACACAAUUCCCUGGGACGCCGUGGACAUCAGGACCCUGAUCCUGGAGCACUACGGGUCGUCUAAAGAACCGGACGAAAUCUUUGUCGACAGCGUCGAGCAAAGAGGAUAUUCUCUUUACGAUUACAAUAUCGAUAAAGAUUUCAUCGGGGAUUACAUCUUUGUCAAAAAGGAGUCGACGUGAAUGGAGGCUAUCGUUCAAUUUCUCGAUCAAAAUGACUCCGUUUUAGUGUUCUGAAAAGGAAGCAAUUGUGCCUACUUUGUCUGUCCGUCCGCACUUCUUUUUUUUCUGUCCGCCCUCAGAUCUUAAAAAAACCACUGACGUUAGAGGGCUGCAAAUUGGCAUGUUGAUCAUCCACCGUCCGAUCAUCAAAAAUAUCAAAUUGCAGCCCUCUAGCCCCAGUAGCUUUUAAGUUAAUGUAAGGUUAAAGUUACCAUAGUCGUGUAUCUAGCAACGCAACAACACAGGCCGUACCACGGCCGGCUGAGAGUUGCAUGGGCCGCGGCUCAUACAGCUUCAUAAAGAGACCCACCUAAAGGUAGGUCUAUUUUCUGUGACCCUAAAUAUGCGCUGUACAGAAAACUCGAUUGUAUAGACUUCGGCGUUCCUUUGACUGACUUAUUCAUUUGUUUGUUUAUUUAUUUCUUUACUGCUUAGUUAGUUUAUUUAUUCAUUUAUUUACCUUUUAGAAAUCAACUUGUCUAAUUAACAUUUCUCAUGACUGAAUUACAUAAUACAA
Messenger RNA from Macrobrachium nipponense, 1996 nucleotides. RefSeq lists its product as uncharacterized. The transcript is spliced from 6 exons. The record is from RefSeq and is a predicted model, not a curated record. Lineage: Eukaryota; Metazoa; Arthropoda; Malacostraca; Decapoda; Palaemonidae. Bases 352 to 1440 code for a protein of 362 amino acids.